This is a messenger RNA of Impatiens glandulifera, 966 nucleotides long. RefSeq names its product tRNA-uridine aminocarboxypropyltransferase 2-like. The record is from RefSeq and is a predicted model, not a curated record. The coding region runs from base 44 to 853 and encodes 269 amino acids. Lineage: Eukaryota; Viridiplantae; Streptophyta; Magnoliopsida; Ericales; Balsaminaceae. The transcript is spliced from 2 exons.
ACCCUCCUUCACUAACUAAUGCUGAAGUUUUAGUCAACCAUCUAUGGCAGUGGAGGAAUCUGGGUCGCCGCCAGACACUAUAACCACCACCGGAGAUGAUUUAUUCAGCUUCCAAGACUCUCCUCGUCGGAGAAGAUGUACCGGAGGCUGCGACAGACCGGUAAGUGUGUGCCUGUGCGAUACAAUACCUAAAGAACCCAUCUUGACGGGAACUCAAGUGCUGAUUCUCCAACACCCUCACGAGCAGCGCCACAAGCUGGCUACAGUGCCUGUCCUCGUCAAGUGCCUCCGCAAUUGCACUAUUUUGGUUGGCCGGCGGCUCUGCUAUGGUCAUUCUCCUCUCCUCGAUUCUCUUCAUGACGCCGCUGUUGAGAAUCCUGACCAUCAGUUCAGGUCCAUCUAUCUCUUCCCUGGUACGAAUUCUUCUACUGCAGUUGAAAUCGGCCAGUUUCUGUCAACCCCAACCGCAUCUCAUAUUAGCAACUACAUGUUGAUUGCUUUUGAUGGAACUUGGAAGCAUGCAAAAGAGAUGGUAGACGCAAGUUUACCAUUUCUAUCAAAGUUUGCUGUUCCUAUUUGUUUAGACUAUGAUGAAAAAGAGGAUGGUGGCACUAUGUUUGAUUCCGAUUUGAUUCUUAGGAAGGAACCAUUUAGUGGGUGCAAGAGUACAUUGGAAGCCAUUGCACGGAUUUUGCAUUAUCUUGAACCUAAUGGGGCUGAGAUUGAAGAUAAGUUAGUUCAGAUUCUAAGAGUUAUGGUUGGUUUCCAAUCUUGCAAUUUAAGACCCACAAAACCAAGGCCAAAGUUAUUAAGGAAGUGUAAAAGAGAAAAGAAUGAUGUUAAUACUAGUUGAAAAGGGUUGUUGUUCACUCUUCUUUAAUUUAUCCAUUUCUCUUGAACCAAUCAUAGAACAAGUAUUUGGUAUCAAAAUGAAGGUCUAGAACAACCUUUUAAUUAAUUUAAUUU